GCCACGGUUUUAUGUUGGUAAUUGUGUGUCUCACUGUAACACAAUAUUACUGACCAUGAACAAGAUGAAGAAGUUGCCUGAUCGGAUCCUGAAUCACAUCCUAGAGAUUCUCUACCUGCUGACAGGAGAGCGUGUGACUAACUCACUGACAGCGAGUCACAUGACCGGGGACAAGAUGACAACAGAGAAGAUAGUGACCCACACCCUGCAGAUUCUGUACCUGCUGACAGGGGAGGCGCCUAUAAAGUGUGAUGAUGUUGCUGUGUAUUUCUCUAUGGAGGAAUGGGCAUAUAUAGAGGGACACAAGGAGCUUUACAAGGACGUCAUGAUGGAGACUCACCAAGCACCAAGGACUAUGGAGAUCCCAAGAAACGAGAGCUCAGUAUUAACAGGUAACAGGGAUGAAAAUCUUGACACAGGAUCACAAGGAGAACUUGUACAGAAUAUUAAGCCAGUGGAGACCCCAUCAGACGUUGCUGCAGUAUUAACAGAUCACAGUGCUGAAAAUCUAGACACAGGAUCACAAGGAGAACUUGUACAGAAUAUUCUGCCAGUGGAGACCACAUCAGACGUCGCUGCAGAUGGAUGCAGAUGGCGUACCCCCAGCAAUGAAAACAUUUAUUGAGAAGGCCCUGACUGCACUACCACCUUUAAAUAAACGGAAAAAGGUGAAUUCACAAACUGCAGUAAUCCUAGUCCUGGUCAGACUGCAAAUGCUUCUUUCAGUCUUUUCAAAAAUCAAAGAAGCCGCGUGGAAAAUAUAUGUUUUGAAUGUGGGAAGUGU
Bombina bombina (fire-bellied toad) is the source of this 784-nucleotide messenger RNA. Its product is annotated as gastrula zinc finger protein XlCGF66.1-like. Gene Ontology annotation, biological process: regulation of DNA-templated transcription. Lineage: Eukaryota; Metazoa; Chordata; Amphibia; Anura; Bombinatoridae. The coding region runs from base 56 to 625 and encodes 189 amino acids. The record is from RefSeq and is a predicted model, not a curated record. The transcript has 8 exons.